CGCUCCCCCAACUAACCGAAGGUUCACCUCCUCUCUCCUCUCUCUUCAUCCUCCUUCCCUCUUGCCUAUAUUCGCAGGUAGUUGAUUCUUCAUCGGCUACUUUGCGUCUGUUACAUCUGCUGUUUCCCACCGCAAGGUACCUUCUUAUCGUCAUCACGUCCUUCCAUCCCAAACUGCCCUUUUUCACAUCUCAUUUGGAAUCAAAGUGAUCCAAAAUGAGAGUAUUGCCAGCUACUUUGCUGGUCGGGGCUGCCUCCGCGGCCCUUCCACCUCUCCAGCAGGUGUUGGGUCAGCCUGAGGACAGCAUGGGGAGCUUCGCCAAGCCACUCCAUGCCUUCCAGGAGCAGCUGAAGACCCUUUCAGAUGAUGCUCGUAAGCUCUGGGAAGAAGUCUCCAACUACUUCCCAGAUAGCAUGGACCAUAACCCAGUCUUCUCUCUUCCCAAGAAGCAUACUCGUCGUCCUGAUUCUCAUUGGGACCACAUUGUCCGUGGCUCGGAUGUCCAGAAGAUCUGGGUGAACAAUGCCAACGGCGAAUCAGAGAGGGAGAUCGACGGAAAGCUAGAGGCUUACGAUCUCAGAGUCAAGAAAUCUGAUCCAAAGGCUCUCGGGAUUGACCCCGGUGUGAAGCAGUACACCGGCUAUCUCGAUGAUAAUGAGAAUGACAAGCAUUUGUUCUAUUGUGAGUUCUCUUGACCGCCAUUUGAUUCUUGUUCCUGAUACUAAUCUCGCAAAAGGGUUCUUUGAAUCCCGCAAUGACCCGAAGAACGACCCUGUCGUUCUCUGGCUGAACGGUGGCCCCGGCUGCUCUUCCCUCACCGGCUUGUUCAUGGAGCUUGGACCUAGCAGCAUCGAUGAGAACAUUAAGCCCAUCUACAACGAUUACUCUUGGAACUCCAAUGCCUCCGUGAUCUUCCUUGAUCAGCCCGUCAAUGUCGGUUACUCCUACAGUGGCUCCGCUGUUAGUGACACCGUUGCUGCUGGCAAGGACGUCUACGCUCUGCUCUCCCUCUUCUUCAAACAAUUCCCCGAGUAUGCGAAGCAGGACUUCCAUAUUGCUGGCGAGUCAUAUGCCGGACAUUAUAUCCCUGUCUUUGCAUCUGAGAUAUUGUCCCACAAGAACCGCAACAUAAACCUCAAGUCUGUCCUCAUUGGCAAUGGUCUCACUGACGGCCUCACUCAGUAUGAGUACUACCGCCCGAUGGGUUGUGGUAAAGGUGGCUACCCGGCUGUCUUGGACGAAAGCACCUGCCAGUCCAUGGACAAUGCCUUACCCCGUUGCCAGUCCAUGAUCAAGGCUUGCUACGACUCAGAAAGCGCCUGGGUCUGCGUCCCUGCCUCGAUCUACUGCAACAAUGCUCUUAUCGGACCUUACCAGCGCACUGGACAGAAUGUCUAUGAUGUCCGCAGCAAGUGUGAGGAUGAGAGCAACCUGUGCUACAAGGGCAUGGGCUAUGUGAGCGAGUAUCUCAACAAGGCUGAAGUUCGCCAGGCGCUGGGUGCCGAAGUUGAUGGCUAUGACUCGUGCAACUUUGAUAUCAACCGCAACUUCCUCUUCCACGGUGACUGGAUGAAGCCCUACCACCGUCUGGUUCCUGGCCUUCUUGAGCAGAUCCCCGUUCUGAUCUAUGCCGGUGAUGCCGACUACAUCUGCAACUGGCUGGGUAACAAGGCCUGGACUGAGGCUCUUGAAUGGCCUGGCCAGGAGAAGUAUGCUUCUCUCGAGUUGGAGGACCUGAAGAUUGAGCAGAACGAACACACAGGCAAGAAGAUUGGCCAGAUCAAAUCUCACGGGAACUUCACGUUCAUGCGUCUCUAUGGCGGUGGCCACAUGGUUCCGAUGGACCAGCCCGAGGCUAGUCUGGAGUUCUUCAACCGCUGGUUGGGUGGUGAAUGGUUUUGAAUCGGCCAUUCUGGUCUAGAAUAAGACAUGUCUAGACCUGUUCAAGGAUAUGGCGCUAGUCGCAAGGCUAAUUCACGGAAUAUUUUGAAAGCGUAACGUUUUGAGAUGCUUGUGUACUUUUGAUGUUUGUACAUCAAUUUUCAUAAAUGUACCGCGCUAUAUAUAUAGCCGCAUAUACAUAUAGUGUGAGCGUACGAUUACUAGAACUCCAGUCCUUUUCAUAGAAUUUUUGCAUAUCCUUUGAAUUGCUACAUUGUAGCAUAAUAAAAUGGGUGACUAUACUUCUAAACUAGGAAUACUUUGUUGGUUGGUUGGUGGGUGUCUCUAACUAGUAGAUUGGGGAGUUGUACGAAAGAUACGGUUAAGAGCCUUAGCAGUAUUCUCACCCACCACCUGUA
This is a messenger RNA of Aspergillus alliaceus, 2300 nucleotides long. It is a transcript of the gene cp3, whose product is annotated as carboxypeptidase C PRC1. Gene Ontology annotation, cellular component: fungal-type vacuole. NCBI's taxonomy places the organism in Eukaryota, Fungi, Ascomycota, Eurotiomycetes, Eurotiales, Aspergillaceae. Gene Ontology annotation, biological process: proteolysis. The record is from RefSeq and is a predicted model, not a curated record. Gene Ontology annotation, molecular function: serine-type carboxypeptidase activity. The transcript is spliced from 2 exons. The coding region runs from base 649 to 1902 and encodes 417 amino acids.